Messenger RNA from Arachis stenosperma, 2859 nucleotides. Its product is annotated as G-type lectin S-receptor-like serine/threonine-protein kinase SD2-5. NCBI's taxonomy places the organism in Eukaryota, Viridiplantae, Streptophyta, Magnoliopsida, Fabales, Fabaceae. Bases 209 to 2602 code for a protein of 797 amino acids. Gene Ontology annotation, molecular function: protein serine/threonine kinase activity; ATP binding. Gene Ontology annotation, biological process: protein phosphorylation. The transcript has 2 exons. The record is from RefSeq and is a predicted model, not a curated record.
CUAUCUUGAUAACCAUCACCUCACAUGAACAUAUCAAGUCCUAUACAACUUGUUCGGUCUCCUCCUUACAACUUCCAUAACCUGUCAAGAUCCACAAACCUUUCUUCCUUCAUCCCCUUUGGUUUCAUCCUGCUACAACAACUCUUCUUAAGGUAAGCAUGCCUGCUUCAUCGUUUCUGCCAGCUACUGCAAAAUAAGCGAUCAAAUCAUGGGGCUGUUGAAAUGUGGAGCCUUGUUUUUGUGUGUGCUGCUUCUGUCCACAACCUGCUUGAGUAAAGAACAGCACAUUCAGAAGAUAUAUCCUGGCUUCAGUGCAUCUAAGCUGGAUUGGGACGAUUAUAAUGGAAUGUUCUUACUAUCCAACAACUCGGCUUUCGCCUUCGGAUUCUUUGGUACCCUUGAUGUUUCCUUGUUUGUUCUAGUAGUCCUUCACCUGAGUAGCUACAAAGUGGUUUGGACUGCCAACAGAGGCUUACUUGUUAGGAAUUCUAAUAGAUUUGUGUUAGAACAUAGCGGGAAUGCAUAUUUGGAGGGUGGGAACGGUGUGGUUUGGUCAACAAACACAACAGGACAAAGAGUAAGAUCCAUGGAGUUGCAGGAUUCAGGGAAUUUGGUGUUGAUUGGGGAAAAUGGGACAUCCAUUUGGCAGAGUUUUGACCAUCCCACUGAUACUCUUUUGCCUGGUCAAGCCUUUGUGGAAGGAAUGACACUAAAAACCUUUCCCAACCGCAACAACUUGUUCCAUUUUCUUGCUUACAAGGCAGGUGAUUUGGUUCUCUAUGCAGGAUUUGAGCCUCCGCAACAAUACUGGUCAAGCCAAAAGAAUUUCAGUGGCAAGAUUCAUUCUGCUUCUCUGGUGUCCAAUUCAUGGAAUUUCUAUGACAAGAAUGGGGAUUUGCUGGGGAGAACUGUUUUCUCUGACUAUUCAGAUCCUGACUCAUUUUGGGUUGCUAUUUUGGACCCUACAGGUGCCAUCUCUUUCUAUGAUCUUAGCAAAGGGAAGGGUGCUACAUCUGAGGCAACAAAAAUACCACAAGACCCUUGUGGCAUUCCUGAGCCUUGUGAUCCUUACAAUGUUUGUUUCUUUGAGAACUGGUGUGAAUGCCCUGCACUUCUCAAAUCUCGCUUUAACUGCAAGCCUCCGAAUGUCUCAACUUGUUCUAGGACUUCUACGGAACUUCUAUAUGUUGGUGAGAAGCUUGACUAUUUUGCACUUGAUUAUGUUGCACCGGUUUCAAAAUCAAACCUGAAUGCCUGCAAAGAAGCUUGUUUGGGAAACUGCUCUUGCCUUGUGCUUUUCUUUGAAAACACCACCGGGAGAUGCUUUCAUUUUGAUCAGACUGGAAGCUUCCAACGAUUCAAGGGGGGUCCCGGCGGUUUUACUUCAUAUAUGAAGGUGUCCAUUGAUGAUGGAAAUGACCACAAAAAGCAAAAGAAUGGGAUACUGCUAAUUGUUGCCAUAGUAGUCUUCACAGUUCUGGUCAUUGUUAGUCUUGUGGCAGGGUUCUGGUACUAUAACAAGAAGAUGAAUCUUGUUAAGCAUGAACAGGACACAUUGGAGGAGGAUGAUUUCUUGGAUGGUCUCUCCGGAAUGCCUACUCGGUUUACUUAUGGUGCUCUCUCUACUGUGACAAAGAACUUCUCCACCAAAAUUGGUGAAGGAGGUUUUGGCUCUGUGUAUCUUGGUGUGCUUGAAGAUGGAACUCAGUUGGCUGUGAAAAAAUUGGAAGGUCUUGGACAAGGGACAAAAGAGUUCAAGGCUGAAGUGUCUAUAAUUGGAAGCAUUCAUCAUGUUCAUCUGGUGAAGCUUAAAGGCUUCUGCGCUGAGGGUCCUCAUCGCCUUCUCGUCUAUGAAUACAUGGGGAGGGGCUCUCUGGACAAAUGGAUCUUCAAGAACAGUGAAAACACUUUCUUGUUGACUUGGGAUACAAGGUUCAACAUUGCAAUAGGCACAGCCAAGGGAUUGGCCUAUCUUCAUGAAGAGUGUGAGGUGAAGAUUGUUCAUUGUGAUAUUAAGCCGCAGAAUGUUCUUCUUGAUGAUAAUUUCACUGCUAAAGUUUCAGAUUUCGGACUGGCUAAGCUAAUGAACCGCGAACAAAGCCAUGUGGUUACAACUCUAAGGGGCACAAGAGGGUAUCUAGCACCAGAAUGGAUCACUAACUAUGCAAUUUCUGAGAAGAGUGAUGUGUUCAGCUAUGGCAUGGUCUUGCUGGAGAUUAUUGGAGGAAGGAAGAACUAUGAUCAGUGGGAAGGCCCGGAGAAAGUGCAUUUUCCUUCUUAUGUCUUCAGAAUGAUGGAGGAAGGGAGACUGAGAGAAGUUAUUGACAAAAGGAUAGACAUUGAUGAUAAGGAUGAAAGGGCUAUGAUUGCUCUCAAAGUUGCUCUAUGGUGUAUACAAGAUGAUGUCAGUUUGAGACCUUCCAUGACAAAGGUAGUUCAAAUGCUUGAAGGUCUCUGCCCUGUACCUGAUCCACCAUUAUCUCAGUCUAGUUCUUUCACAGCCUUCCUGAAAAUGAGUAGUGGAGAAGCUUCUUCUUCAGGACAGGGAAGCUUCUAUAGUAACGUGCCACUUUCUUGUGUUCAAUUAUCUGGACCAAGAUGAUGAUAAAGAUGAGAUGAAUAGAUACACUUUUCUUUUCUUUUUUUUUGGUAACACCAUCAUAUUCAAGUCAACUUGCACUUUUGCUUGUUACUUUUGGCCUAGUAAGUAGCAUCUUUUAUGAUGACAAUGUUAUUAUAUUGUAGCUUGGAUUGCAAAGCCAUCAAUUUUGUUAAACUAGAAUGCAUUUUGUUGUAUAUAGACUAUUGUGUUGCUUAUUUCCUGCUUCGGAUGAGAAAUUUAUUUGAGACAAACACAAA